AUGAGCCUCCUACGAGCUGUAUGUAUUCUCACGACUUUUGUGAUCUGUGAGUGUGCGGAGAAACCUCACAUUGUUUUCAUAGUUGCGGAUGACCUCGGUUGGAACGAUGUUGGAUUCCGGAACCCUCAAAUGAUCACACCUAAUCUGGACAGACUGGCCAAAGCGGGAGUCAUCCUCAACUCCUCUUACGUCCAGCCUCUAUGUUCGCCCUCCAGAAACUGCUUCAUGUCGGGGUAUUUCCCGUAUCACACUGGACUACAAGAUGGCGUUAUUCAGACAGAGGCAGCACAAUUCCUUCCUGUCAACCUGACAACAAUCCCUCAGAAACUGAAACAACUUGGCUAUGAUACUCACAUGGUUGGAAAGUGGCAUCUAGGUUUCUGUAACUGGAAGUAUACACCUACAGAGAGAGGCUUUGACACCUAUCUUGGAUAUUACUCUGGAAUGGAGGACUAUUUUACUCACAUAUCACAGAAUCACGGAGGUGACAUGGGACUGGAUUUUCACUUCAAUAAAACUGCCUACAGAGACGCCAAUGGUACAUAUUCUGCACAUUUGUUUGCAGACAGAGCCAUUGAAAUCAUCGACAACCACGAUAAAAGCAAGCCACUUUAUAUGUACCUCCCAUUCCAGUCGGUACAUGAACCUCUUGAAGUUCCGCCCAAAUAUGAAAACAUGUACAAGAACAUAGAAACCAAAAAAAGAAGGAUAUAUUGUGGAAUGGUGACAGCGUUAGACGAAGCUGUUGGCAAUAUCACUAGGACAUUAGAAGAAAAAGGGCUUAUGGACAAUCUACUAUUAGUCUUUACAACUGAUAAUGGUGGUCCUACGUAUAAAGCUGCUAAUAACUUGCCUUUGCGAGGUGCCAAGGCUACACUAUGGGAAGGGGGAACGAAAGGAACUGGAUUCAUCUACAGUAAAUCCCUUCUCAAGAAGACGGGCUACCUCAACACUGGAAUGAUGCAUGCUGUGGACUGGUACCCGACAUUGGUGGAGUUGGCUGGUGGAGAGAACACAGAUCCCAACAUGGACGGAGUCAGUCAGUACAACAUGCUCAUCAAUGGUGGAGCCAGCAAGCGAAAUGAGUUCGUCUACAACAUCUAUGACGAGAUUGAUGCAGCUGCAAUACGGUACGGAGAUCUUAAGCUCAUCCAAGGCAGUCCAGGAGCUCACAAUGGUUGGGCUCCUUUGCCACAUCUGGGAAUUGAUGAAGGUGUCUAUGAAGCUGAUAACCAAACGUUCCCUCCCUUCAUGCUCUACAACAUCACUGCAGAUCCAACCGAACACUUCGACCUCUCAGCCAUGUACCCUGAGCUGGUGGACAUGAUGAAGAAGAGGCUAGAAAUCUGGAAACAGUCUGGUGUUCCGGCGCAGGACAAUUCUAGUAUUCCUGCAGCAAACCCAAAAUACUAUGACGGUGUAUGGAGCCCAGGCUGGUGUUAAUUUCUCUGAACUGAUAAAUGGACAUUUCAAACUGCA
Molecule: messenger RNA, 1479 nt
Organism: Haliotis rubra (blacklip abalone)
Lineage: Eukaryota; Metazoa; Mollusca; Gastropoda; Lepetellida; Haliotidae
Product: arylsulfatase B-like
Exons: 1
Coding region: 1-1443 (480 amino acids)
Source: RefSeq, a predicted model, not a curated record